Messenger RNA from Loxodonta africana (African savanna elephant), 868 nucleotides. RefSeq names its product retinoic acid receptor responder 2 (gene RARRES2). The transcript has 6 exons. Bases 251 to 742 code for a protein of 163 amino acids. NCBI's taxonomy places the organism in Eukaryota, Metazoa, Chordata, Mammalia, Proboscidea, Elephantidae. Gene Ontology annotation, cellular component: extracellular matrix. Gene Ontology annotation, molecular function: signaling receptor binding. The record is from RefSeq and is a predicted model, not a curated record. Gene Ontology annotation, biological process: positive regulation of chemotaxis; innate immune response; inflammatory response.
GCCUCCGUUGCAGCUGUGUCUGGACCUCAUGGGGGUGGGGGAUUGGAACUGUCCGGGAAACUAGCCCGGGGCCGAGGCCCAUGUGGGGCCGAGAGGCUGGCCAGCAGCGAAGGAGAAAGGCCCAGGGACCCAAUGGGGAGAGUGGGCCAGAAGAGGGGAUCGGCGCCACUUCCCAGUCCACAGGAAGCGGGGUUUGGAGUGACGCAUCCCACUACCCAGGAGAGGGCCACGCGGGUCUAAGUGCCCAGUGAUGAAGCGGCUGCUGAUCACGCUAGCCCUGUGUUUGGGCGCGUUGGACCCGGGCCGGGCCGAGCUCUCCGCCUCACAGCGUCAGGGCCUGCAGGUGGCCCUGGCCGAGUUCCACCAGCAUCCUCCCGUACACUGGGCCUUCAGGGAAACCAGCGUGGACAGGGCGACCGAUAAGCCAUUGCCAGCAGGGAUCUUUGUGAGGCUGGAAUUUAAGCUGCAGCAGACAAACUGUCGGAAGGAGGACUGGAAGAAGCCCGAGUGCAAAAUCAAACCCAACGGGCGGAAGCGAACAUGCCUGGCCUGCAUCAAACUGGGCUCUGAGGACAGAGUUCUGGGCCGGUUGGUCCACUGCCCCAUCCAGACACAGGCUCCUCAGGAGCCUGAGGGACACCGGGAGGCCCAGUGCUCCCGGGUGGAGCGGGCCGGUGAGGACCCCCACGGCUACUACUUCCCAGGACAGUUCGCCUUCUUCAAGGCCCUACCCCCUGACUGAGCCCUGGAUCGAAUUCAGCCCCACUCCCUGGAUAACUGCAGGAGGUCAUCAGCACCACCUCUAACCCUGCUCCAGACAAUAAAGCUGGCCUCCUUGAGCUGUGCCCCUACACUCCUUGCCCUCUCU